UGAGCUCCGGGCCGGGGCCGGACGUGCGGGGCCCUCCGCACAGCGAGAGGGCAUUUUAGGCCCCUUCGAGGGAGAGUCAGAUGUCAGGGUUAGGAAUGAAACAGCAGAGACCAGACUGCCUUCGGAGGGCACGUUGAAGGAUGGUGGGCCCAGGCCCCGACGGGCCAGGGGAGAAAUAAAUAAAUGCACGUGAUGAUGGCUCUGAAAUCCACACACUGAAACCGGAGAGGGAAGAGGGUGCACGUAAGCCCAGAAGGGAGGGUGCAGGAACCGCGUGUGGGACGCAGCAGAGGCCUAGCCGAGCUGCCCUCGGAACCCCAGCAGAACGGGGACGAAGAAGGGGGCAACCCUGGGUGAGGAUUUUGCAGAAAUAAUGAAAGUUAUCAAAACCCAGGUCAAAGACUGCUUCAAGGAGAAGGACAAGCAGAAUGAAAAACUUGAAAAAAAUUAGAUACGUGCUCAAACUGCGGAAAGCCAAAGAGAAACCUUCAGGGUAGCCAGAGGCAAAUUCCAUAGGCAGAUGUGGGGGACACCCUCUAAGGGGGGGGGGGACAGCAGAGUCAAUGAGGUGAGCAAACACCAGCGUAGCUGAAGGUUAGUAGUGAGCCUGGUGUGCGAAAGGCAGGUAGGAGAGCCCCCACAAAGAGGCCUCCAGUGUUGGCCAGGGAGUUUAUUUUGGAGCCAGUUGGAGAGCCCCUCAGGUUGGAGGCACCCCUCAGAGCCUUGGGUUUUGUAAACUUAUGUUGGAUAUUGUCAUGCUUUUUAUGCACCUGUUGGAAUGACGAUGUGGGUUUCUUCCUUUUCCCCAUUGCUAUCGUAAACGCAUCCACUGGCUUCCGAAUGUUAAAACCAACCUUACACUCCUGGAGUCGAAUCCUCUGAGGCAAUGAUGCAUCGGGCUUCUAUAUGAUUGGAGUCCGUCGGCUAAUACGUUGGUCGAGAUUUUCGUAUCUGGGUCAUGAAGGAUAUCAGUCUGCCGUCUUCCUGUAAUUGCUUUGUCUAGUUAACGGUGACAGGGUAACCCUGGCAGUUUUGGUGUGGCCUCAUGGAAUCACCGGGGAAUGGUUUUUUUUCUCUACACUCUGAAGCAGUUUCUAUGGCGCGCGAGGCAGAGCACCGUCCCGUGGGUGUGUUCGAGUGUCAGCUCUGUGCCCUGGCAGCUCCAUACAGCUACGUGGGGCAGAAGCCCCCUGACACCCAGUCUGUCAUCCUCCUGGAGGAGAGCUACGUCAUGAAGGACCCCUUCACCCCCGACAAGGCCGGGUUCCUGAUCCUGGGCUCCAGGUGCAGCGUCUGCAGCCGGCUGGUGUGUGUGGGCCCGGAGUGCAGUCUGUUCUACGCCAGGAGGUUCUGCCUGCCUUGUGUCCAGGAGAACAUCCAGGCCUUUCCUCGGGAAAUUCGGCAAGACUUGGAGAAAAGGGCAGUGCCCGCCAGGAGGCCUGCCAGCCAGCCCAGCUCUCAGACCUGAGGGCAGCCUCUCAGCCUGGGUCAGGGCCGGGCCGAGCUGGCCCGUCCGCGGCCUUGUUCCCGGGGAGAUGGAGCUGGCCUGCAGACCUCGCACGGGGCACCCUGUCAGCCCAGCCCCUGCUCCAGAGCUGCCCAGUGCUGGGCGCAGGGUGGGAGCCAAGGGCAGCCAAGGCCAGACCUCCUGGCCCCUCGCUCUCCCCGGGGCUGGGCUCCACGCUCCCUGCAGUUACCGCGGCCUGGAGGGCCCUGCGCGCUCUUCCCACCUGGGUCUGAUCCGGGACUUGUCUCCACGGGCCAGGCCGUCCCAAUGUGGGGGACCCUGUGGUGCUUCCAGCCUCUUCUGUUCUGGCUCCAGUCCGGCCCUGGGCCCAGCUCCACUCCAAGGUACAGGCGUGCCCUCGGCUUCCUGCCCUUGCACCCACACCGGAGCCCAGAGCCAUUCUGCACGCCUGCCCCUCUCGGUGAACUCCAACCCCGCAGCCUGCCGACGUCCUCAGCCCCUGCCCAGCUAUGCGAUGUGCCGGACUGUGAGCUCGCCUUCUGCCUGCUGGUCCUUCCUGGGAAGGCGCCUCCGUCCACCUGGUGGUGGCUGCGGGGCCACUGUACACGGCCGAGUGUUCGCGAGAGAAUAAAGAGCCGUUGCU
This is a messenger RNA of Molossus molossus (Pallas's mastiff bat), 2111 nucleotides long. It is a transcript of the gene CDPF1, whose product is annotated as cysteine rich DPF motif domain containing 1. The transcript is spliced from 4 exons. Bases 1046 to 1468 code for a protein of 140 amino acids. NCBI's taxonomy places the organism in Eukaryota, Metazoa, Chordata, Mammalia, Chiroptera, Molossidae. The record is from RefSeq and is a predicted model, not a curated record.